Magallana angulata is the source of this 3260-nucleotide messenger RNA. RefSeq lists its product as uncharacterized. NCBI's taxonomy places the organism in Eukaryota, Metazoa, Mollusca, Bivalvia, Ostreida, Ostreidae. The transcript has 6 exons. Bases 40 to 1812 code for a protein of 590 amino acids. The record is from RefSeq and is a predicted model, not a curated record.
GUUUGUUUCUUUUUCUUACAGGACUUAAGUUUUUAGUUGAUGUCUUUAAUGAUGCAGCUAUCCGUGUACUACAGUCAUGGUGAAAGAUCUGUAUUUAUUUCAAAUGAAUCUCACAAGAAAAUUUGCCGUGUAUUGUGUCGAGGACAAAAUGUUGACAAGUGCAUUCUAGACAUUUUAAGCAAUUCUGUUCCUGAGCUGGUUUCCUCUGCAGCCUCAAAGAUUGUAUCUAAAGAGUGCCAAAGACUUUGUAAGCGUGGAUCGGGAUCAAUUUUACAGACAAAAUCAUAUGACUCCAUAUUCAGGUUCACAUGGGAUGAGCUUAACAAAGAAAUACAAAUUAGAGCUCCAAACAUGCUCCAGAUAGUUUCAUCUAUUAUCAGCGAUACAGUCAUUCCUCCUACAGAAAAGAAGUAUGUGCACUUAAUGAAUACUGUUGCAACUGCUCUCCAUGGCCGAAGUGACCAGAUGUCAUGCUUACAAUAUCAGGUCGGAUUCAUCUUGACUCACGGAGCUUGUAAACAAAGAGAUAUUGACAGAUUGGCUAAACUUGGAUUGUGUACGACUUCAAAGUCCAUUUCUAAGAAACUUUCAUCAUGGGAAGCGUUUCUAGAUUCAGAAAUACUUGAUAUCAAGAAGAAUUGGAGUGAAGGCGGAGAAUUGAAAUACCAAUUGAUAGGUGAUAAUUGGGACAAGAAUAUUAUCCCCACAUACCGCACCUCCCAAAGCAAAACUAUUUCAUUACAUCUCUUCAAUGUGAUAGCGGUUGUAGAUAGGGUGAUUCCAAGCACUUCAUUGGAGGCUGAUGAGGUGGCCCAGAUGUCUGCAGUCAACUUUAUUCCAUCUUUAGAUGAUCAGGCUUUGCUCUUGGAAGAAUUGACAUUCCUAAUGGCCACAUCAGUAAUUCAAAACUUGGACCAAAUGCAUGACAUCUUUGAGCAUAUCUAUCCAAAGCAUUUGAAACAUAGAUACAGUGACUUUUCUGGCAUUAAAACAAAGCAGUACUCCAUAGGAUUGUUCGACUGCAACGAGAAUAAGACUCAAGAUGUUAUCCAGUUAUUGAAAGGCUUGACCGAGAAAUAUGUUCCCAUGAAAGAUGGAGAAAUAGCAGAGGAAGUGUUUUUUGGAGGAGAUAGAUUAACUGAUGAGCGCAUUCAAGGCGCACAGAAUGCCAUGUCAAAUGCCGGGUCUGCAAAAGAAAGUCUCAAAGGAUUCAUUUCCAAAAUAGAAGACUGGCACAGAAUGAUGAACUUUUUAGAGGCCAUAGCAAAGCUAACCUAUAGUACAGCAUCACAAACGGACAGAGGAACAUUGUAUUAUUUUCGGAAUUUAUUGAAUGCUAGGAACGUGAAACAUGAUGUGAAAAACUCAUUCCGAGCAUAUAAAAUGCUUUACUAUUCAGUAUUUGAUGCCAUAUGCUGCACCAUGUUUUUGAAAGAAUUUGGCAAGAGUGAAUUUGAUUCACAAAUUGAUUUACCAGAAGGGUUUCAAGAUGAAAGUGACGACAAGAAAAUAACGUGGAUGAACGACUUGUGCCAAACGAUAGUGAAAAAAUGGUUUUUUGACAACAAAGAUGACAUAUUUGAAGAGUUAAGAGCGAUUUUGGAAGACCCUAAUCACCCUGAGAACUAUUGGUUAGAUACUGAUGAAGAUGGUCAUUUCAAAUGUCACUUUUGUGACAAAUCGUAUGCAUCUGUGGGAAGCUUGAAAGCUCAUGAGACUAUCAAACACCAGCAUGUUGUCCCCACCCAAAAAAAAAGUCUUCACCAGCACCAUGUAAAGAUACAGAUGAAUUAUUUAACUACAUUGUAUUAGUGUUUAAACUUACAGCUUUACUAAAGAAUCUUGAUACAGCAAUUGACAUGGGAGAUGGAGCAAGAUCUGUGCGAUCAGCUAAAUAUGAAAUGCCGAUAUUUAAUAAAACAAACAAACUGAAAUAUGUUAUUGGAUGUGUACAAUUGGUCGACAUGAGUGAAAAUCCCCAUACUCUUACCAGUCAACAGAGGGAGCGCUUUAUUGCCAACCGAACAAUUAACCUGCAGGGAGGAAAAAACAACAAUAUCGCUUUGGACGAAUAUAUUGAAAUGAUCAAUCGUGACAGUAAGAACAUUGUUUCAGGCCAUCAAACCAAAGAGAACAUUAUUGAACGUUCCAAGCAAUUUCCACAUUUAAUCAACUACGUUAAAAACUUCGAUGUGAUUUCUGAAAUAAAAGGCCGAAAAGGGUUCCACAAACUUCCAAAUUAUAAAGUGGAUGUUUCAAAGAUAGCAAAAGAACUCUUGGAAAUUAGAUGUUUAGAAUAUCAGCCAAAGAGACAAUUGCAUUGUCGAGACCUUUCUGUGGACAAGGACCCGUACUCUAAUUCGAUCAAAGGAUUGCCAAUCAUGAUUCACAGACACAAACCGUCAACUCCAUUUAGUCGUUUGCGCAAUAGAAAGUACUAACUGCUUCCUUUUUAGGAAAAUGCAACAUUCCUUGAUAAUAUAUCAAUUUUCUAAUCUGUGAUUUAAUGUCCUUUCAUCUGCACUUGCAAACAGUAAUUGAUUUAUAUUUCGAGACCAGAUUUCAAGUUGGAAUAAAUUUUUGAACUUCUUCAUAAACAUGGGCUCAAACUUUACUUGAAUAUACAGUGUAUAACGGUAUUCUUUAAAUAUUAAUUACAGGAAUGGAAAUGCAUUCAAUAAUAUUUCAUUCUAUAUGCUCGGAUAUUUGUUUAUAUUUAUUUUAAUGUUUAAAUACCAUUCAAACGUAUACAGUAAAGCAUAAUCAAAACAAAGCUAUUUUCAUUCCUAUAUUGCAAACUUGACAUAUAGAAGAAAACAAGCAAAAUUGUCCAACCUUGGCACUUCAUUGUAAAUGUGUUUGUGAAUGGAACAGUUCUUAUCAGUCCUAUUAAAAUCAAACCUUUUAUAAUGUUGAAUUAAUGAGAAAAUAAACAGAUAUGUUUUUUAUUCAUUAACAGUAAAAACUUUUCAAUCAGACUAUAUAAGUUACUGUUCUUUCAAAGGAAUUUUAAAGAAGUCCAUAUUAUAAAAAAAAAAAACCUGAUAGAUUCCUGUAUCUUGUAUUAUCAGUUUCAUUUAAAGUCUUUUUUGGGGAGUUGAUUUUAAUCAGCUCUCCUAUGCAGUUACUCCGGCAAACCGGAAGUGAAACAGUGUUUCCACUUAAGCACAAAUCAUAACCGCUGGCAAGACUUAGUACUUUAAAAUAAUUGAUAAAAUUAGUUAAAUACCUUGAAAAUAGUCAGAUUUUAAAAGGUACGA